AGAUGACUGAAAAUCCGUCUCCAGUUUGGGUUGAUUUUGUCAAAAGAAUACAAUCCUUAUUGAAAUUACUGCAGUCAAACGAAGACGAGAAGACAGUUCAAGUCUUGCAAAAGUACUACCGGGCUGCUUAUCCUGUUAUGCUUCAGUCUAAUAGAAUAGAUGAUUUUCUUGCCACUAUAAGCAGGACGUGUAGUGCUCUCCAGGAUAACAGUGCCCCGUUAAAUCUCAAAGAAGUAAAAGGUGUCGUUAAGAAAGUCCUAAGUGAACUACUGAAAAUGAUUAAACCAGAGCAGGGCCUAGAAAUCACGAAAGGAAAAGUUACAAUUGAGGAUGAGAAAAUGGAGAAAAAGCUAUUGAAAACAAAUUCUCAGUCCCAAAUAGUAGUAAAUGUCGACCGGUCUAGUUGUACGGCUUUGAUAUCUUCUAAAAUUGAAACCUGUUCAGACAAGCAACUGAUAGAUGUAAACUUGGAAAAUGAGAACAGUGCUGCAGAUGCUCUAAAAACACUCAAGCGUACAAAUGGUGACCCGAAUGCAGAUCUAGGUGAUUUACAGAAAAACAAAAAGAAGGCGAAAACAACAGAAAACGAUGAUGAGUCUGAAGAUGACGCCGAAGGGGUUCAUGCUGAUCAGCAAUCGGAACAGACAGGAAACGGAGGAGAGACGGAAGAGGAAAAGAUAAAAGGACUCAAAAUUGAAAGUUUUAUCUGCAAACUGGAGAAAAACUUAGCGCGACUUGAAAAGGACAUUGCGAAAAUUGAACUGAUGGAUAACGACUUGGACGACCUGCAAAGUAGUAAUAGUGCCUACAUACAGCUAUCAAAAUGGAAAGCUCAAGCUGUUAAAAUACACAAGAAGCUCUGUGAGCUGAGGAAGGAGUCGCAAUCAUUGCAACGAGAACAGUACAAAAGUUUGAGGUUCAAAUCGACUCAUUAUGAAGAUCUGAAUGAGAGAAUCACUCAGUUAAUCAACAAAAGCAUUGAGCCACCCGAUUUUCCAGAUGUUUUCCAUGUUGUCAAGAAUUUCAAUGAUCAAAAGUUCAAAUUCAGCAAUUUGCAAUUGACGGCAGAAGGAAUUUUCAAAGACAUCAUCAAAAUGUUCAAGAAACGGCGUACUCGAGAUUUCAAAGAGACAUUCGUAAACCAUGCGGUUGAUCCAAAUAAGGAACUCUACGUUGAAAAUAUGGAUGAUCUUCGAGAAAAAUUGAGAAAAAACAAGAGACUUUGUGAAACGGAAAUUGAGUUACUGGAUAAUUUUGCAAAUGCGAGCCAGUUCUCAAUUCUCGCCUCAAAUGUUGACAGAGGCGCCCUAUCCUCAGACUUAAAAGAAGUCUUUCCAAACUCACUUUUUGCCUUUAAGAAAAGUGCUGAAGCUUACAUACUGGGGUUCAAAAGCAGAGAGGAACAAACGGAGGCUUUAAAUUCAGCUGCUAAAAGUCCUAUCAAACUUUUUGACAAAACUCUAGUAUUGGAAACGAAGAAUGCCGAAUAUGACCCAGAAAUUGGGAAUGACGACGCCACACAAGACGACGAGGAUGAUGCUGAAAGUGAGGAGACGGAAGGUAAUAAAAGUGAUUCAAGUAUACAUGUUGGAGACGUGAACGCGGACGAAGUUUUCAGCGAAGAUGAAGAGGAAAUCUCAUGUGACGAAGAUGAAGAAGAAAUGGAACCGUGUGAAAAAAUAGUGAUUGAGGUUGAUGGCGUCGAAGUGGGCCCAGCUGCACUAGAUAAUACAGUUAACAUAAUUGAAGAUGAAGAACGCAGCAGUACCGUGGGGAUGGCAGGUGUAAAGAGAUCGGAAGCAAAUGGCAUCGAUAAAGUAUGCCUUCCAGAAACCACGAGCAAGUACGCAUUGGAAACUCCUGUUUGGAGCACUUGCUUGCGAAUAUCAGAACCAAUUGACUUGUCCUUGAAAAUGGACCCAAAAACAGAAGAAGCUUCCGAAGAGGAAGUUUUAAGCGCUUCUAAAACAGCGAAAGUGGAACUUAUUUCUCUGGACAGUGAUGAUCAAGAAGAUAUCGGGAGUAGGUCCACAAAAGAUGUAAACACUAGCCAAGGACCAUCUCAGUCAAACUUUGUUGUCUUAGAUUGAUUUCAAUAAAAACAGAUAGUUUUG
Molecule: messenger RNA, 2114 nt
Organism: Symsagittifera roscoffensis
Lineage: Eukaryota; Metazoa; Xenacoelomorpha; Acoela; Convolutidae
Product: death domain-associated protein 6-like
Exons: 2
Coding region: 3-2090 (695 amino acids)
Molecular function (GO): histone binding
Source: RefSeq, a predicted model, not a curated record